Molecule: messenger RNA, 807 nt
Organism: Mauremys reevesii (Reeves's turtle)
Lineage: Eukaryota; Metazoa; Chordata; Testudines; Geoemydidae
Product: zinc finger protein 154-like
Exons: 1
Biological process (GO): regulation of transcription by RNA polymerase II
Molecular function (GO): RNA polymerase II cis-regulatory region sequence-specific DNA binding; DNA-binding transcription factor activity, RNA polymerase II-specific
Source: RefSeq, a predicted model, not a curated record
CGCUACAUGUGCCAUGAGUGUGGGAAAAACUUCAAUUGGAGCUCUGCCCUUAUCAGACAUCAGACAAUCCACAGAGGUGAGAAACCUUAUGAAUGCUCUGAGUGUGGGAAAUGCUUCAUCGAUAGUUCAGCCCUCAUCUCACAUCAGCGAAUCCACACAGGAGAAGCGCCCCACACAUGCUCAGAGUGCGGGAAAAGCUUCAAUCAGAGCUCAGACCUUAUCAGACAUCGUAGAAUCCACACAGGAGAGACGCCCUACACAUGCUCUGAGUGUGGGAAAAGCUUCAAUCGGAGCUCAAACCUUAUCAGACAUAGGAAAAUCCACACAGGAGAAAGGCCCUACACAUGCUGUAAGUGUGGGAAAAGCUUCAGUCAGACCUCACACCUUAUCAGACAUAGGAAAAUCCACACAGGAGAAAGGCCCUACAUAUGCUCAGAGUGCGGGAAAAGCUUCAAUCACCCCUCUGCCCUUAUCACACAUCGAAGAAUCCACACAGGAGAAAGGCCCUACACAUGCUCAGAGUGCGGGAAAAUCUUUAGUCAGAGCUCUGCCCUGAACACACAUCGUAGAAUCCACACAGGAGAGAAGCCAUACACGUGCUCUGAGUGCGGGAAAAGCUUCAAUCAGAGCUCAAACCUUAUCAAACAUAGGAAAAUCCACAUGGGUGAGAAAUCUUAUGGAUGCUUUGAGUGUGGGAAAUGUUUCUUUAAUCGUUCAGACCUCAUCUUAUAUCAGAGAAUCCACACAGGGGAGAAGCCCUACACAUGCUCUGAGUGCAGGAAAAGCUUCAGUCAGCGCUCAAGCCUC